AUGAAGCGAAUUACAGUACUGUGGCCACUGCUUGGGGCUGAGAGCCCCGUAUGGGAACAGGUAUAUGUUUCAGUAUUCAGAAUUGCAAAGCUUAAAGAUUUAGACAAUCUUAACUUCCAUUUUACAGGAUUAGUGUCCUUCCAGGAUGUCUGUGUAGCCUUCAGCAGAGAGGAAUGGCAACACCUGGACCUUGCUCAGAAAAGCCUGUACAGGGAUGUGAUGCUGGACAACUAUUUCAACCUGAUCUUUGUGGGGUGUCGAGUUCCCAAACUGGAAGUCAUCUUCAACUUGGAGCAAGGAGAAGAGCUAUGUAUAUUGGAUGAUAAAAUAUCAAGUUCAAGAUGUUUAGACAAGGCCUUUGGUUUUGAGACCUUACAGCAGGGAUCCUGUGGAGAAGUUUCUUUCCAGUCUGAGAGAAUAAGUCUUUUCCAAGGAUACGACUCUUAUUGUGCUACGGGGGAAUUGUGGGAAGAUGAGAAACAGAGAGGGAGAUUGGAGAAAAAACAGAGCAAUCCUGGAAGCCACGUUUCCUUCUGCCACAAGGCAACACCAGCCUGUGAGAGGGACUGUGAACAUGAGGACACUGAGAAAAUGGUUCCUUCAGGAAAAAGAUCCCCUCAGUGUGACACAAGAGGAGAGAGUUUGAAGCUUCUCGCAAGUCUAUAUAAUCACAGCAGAAACAAUGUGACAGAAACUAUUGAUGAGCUGCCCGAACAUAGUGGUAUUUUUUCGCAUAUGAGUUUUCCUACUGCAGGGAAUGCCUGUGAAGGCAGUCAGUGUAAGCCGCUUCUGAGUCCUAAGCAGGCUCUCACUCAGCACCAGAAAGUUCCCAAGAAUAACUGUGUGAAAGUUUUCACUCAAAACUUGCCUCUCUCUAAGCAUCAAGGAAUUCAUGCUGAAGAAAAACAGCUUGAGUGUCACAAACAUGAGGCAGUCUUUGCCCAGAAAUCUCAACUUACUAUAUCUCAGAGAAUUUGUACAGGUGGGAAAUCCUGUAGAUGCACUGAAUUGGAAAAGUUUUCCCUCAUGUCAAACUAUCAGAAAACUCAAAGUGAGGAAAAUUCCCAUAACUGUGCUGAGUAUGAAGAAGCCUUUAUUCAGAAGUCUGAUCUGCUCAGAUGCCAAAGAAAUCAUGCAGAAGAAAAACCUUAUGACUACAGACAGUGUGAGGGAAGCUUCUCUCAGAAUUCAAACCCCAAAACACAUAAAAAAAUUCAUGCCACCGACAGACACUUUAAAUGUACUGAGUGUGGAAAGGCCUUCACAAGGAAGUCAACACUAAGUAUGCAUCAGAAAAUUCAUACAGGAGAAAAACCCUACGCAUGUACUGAAUGUGGGAAGGGCUUUAUUCGGAAGACGCAUUUUAUCACACAUGUGCGACUUCAUACUGGAGAGAAACCUUAUGAAUGCAGUGACUGUGGGAAAUCCUUUAUUAAAAAGUCACAACUCCAUGUACACCAGCGAAUCCACACGGGAGAGAACCCUUUCAUAUGUUCAGAAUGUGGGAAGGUCUUCAUUCACAAGACAAAUCUCAUUAUACACCACAAAAUUCAUACUGGAGAGAGACCCUAUAGAUGUGCUGUGUGUGGGAAGGCCUUUACUGACAGGUCAAAUCUCAUUAAACACCAAAAAAUUCACACUGGAGAAAAACCCUAUGAGUGCAGUGAUUGUGGAAAAUCAUUCACUUGGAAGUCACGGCUCAGGAUCCAUCAGAAAUGCCAUACUGGAGAGAGACAUUAUGAAUGCCGUGAGUGUGGGAAAGCCUUCAUUCAGAAAUCAACACUAACUAUGCACCAGAAGAUCCACAGAGGAGAAAAACCUUAUGUUUGCCCAGAAUGUGGGAAGGCUUUCUUCCACAACUCUCAUUUUAUUACACAUGAGAGAAUUCAUACUGGAGAGAAACCUUAUGAAUGUAGUAGUUGUGGGAAAUCCUUCACUAAGAAAUCACAACUCCAUGUCCAUCAGCAAAUCCACACAGGUAAGAGGCCGUAUAGAUGUGCUGAGUGUGGAAAGGCCUUCACUGACCGGUCAAAUCUCUUUACACACCAGAAAAUUCACACUGGAGAGAAGCCCUAUAAAUGUACUGACUGUGGAAAAGCCUUCACCCGGAAGUCAGGCCUCCAUAUCCAUCAGCAGUCCCAUACAGGAGAAAGACAUUAUGAGUGCAGUGAAUGUGGGAAAGCCUUUGCAAGAAAAUCAACACUAAUUAUGCACCAGAGAAUACACACGGGAGAGAAACCUUAUCUUUGUACGGAAUGUGGAAAGUCCUUUAUCCAGAAAUCACACUUAAAUAGACAUAGACGAAUUCAUACUGGAGAGAAACCCUAUAAAUGCAGUGACUGUGGGAAAUCUUUCAUUAAGAAGUCACAACUCCAUGAACAUCAUCGGAUUCACACAGGAGAGAAGCCAUAUGUAUGUGCUGAAUGUGGAAAGGCCUUUACCAUCAGAUCAAAUCUUAUUAAACACCAGAAAAUUCACACUAAAGAGAAACCCUACGUCUAG
This is a messenger RNA of Perognathus longimembris pacificus (Pacific pocket mouse), 2502 nucleotides long. It is a transcript of the gene Znf484, whose product is annotated as zinc finger protein 484. The coding region runs from base 1 to 2502 and encodes 833 amino acids. Gene Ontology annotation, biological process: negative regulation of transcription by RNA polymerase II. The record is from RefSeq and is a predicted model, not a curated record. NCBI's taxonomy places the organism in Eukaryota, Metazoa, Chordata, Mammalia, Rodentia, Heteromyidae. The transcript is spliced from 5 exons. Gene Ontology annotation, molecular function: DNA-binding transcription repressor activity, RNA polymerase II-specific.